Molecule: messenger RNA, 2387 nt
Organism: Podarcis muralis (Common wall lizard)
Lineage: Eukaryota; Metazoa; Chordata; Lepidosauria; Squamata; Lacertidae
Source: RefSeq, a predicted model, not a curated record
GGAAGUGAACCCGGUUCACCAGAUUACGAGUCCACCGCUCUUAACCACUACACCACAUUGGCUAUUUUACAUCGCUUUCUGCGUAACAGUCAACUCUUUGUGCCAUUUCUUUAAUUUUAUUAUACUAUAGAAACUCACUAAAUGAAAAAACACAAAAACCAAUCAAUGAUAGCAAUCACAUAACACGCUGAGAAAAGUUAACCUAAGCAAGUUGUACUUCCUUUUUCUAGUUAUUUGGCUAUAGGUUUUGAUAGAAUACAGAUAAUUGAACAAACGUAGUUGCAUUACAUUCUUGAUUGAAUUAUCUUUCCAUUGAUAUAUGAUUUUAUGAUAUUACUCCAAAAGAAGUGGUGUUAUAAGCCAUCAAACCUCUGAAAAACACUUUUCCCCCCAAAAGGCUUCAACAUUUUAGACCACUAAUGUAUAUCAAACCAAGCAACAUUCAACAACCCAUCAGAGUCUAAUAAUGAAUAUAUUGGUUAAUGACAAACAACAAAGAUUGUGAUGAAUUGGAAAUCGAGAACAAUGGUGACCACAACAAAAUCCUCAAAGAGGAGAAGCCAUGUAAAAAUUUGGAGCGUGGGGAGAGCUGCAGUCAGAGCUCCCAUUCCACUUCCUAUCAACAAAAUCUCAUUGGAAAGAAACCCUAUCAGUCCAUGGAGUGUGGAAAGAGCUUCAGGAACAGCUUCUCUUUGAGUUCCCAUCGAAGAAUUCAUACAGGGGAGAAACCCUACCAGUGUGUGGAAUGUGGAAAGAGCUUCAGUAAGAGCUCCAAUCUCACUAAGCAUCAGAGAAUUCAUACAGGGGAGAAACCCUAUCAGUGUUUGGAAUGUGGAAAGAGCUUCACUGAAAGCUACAAACUCACUUCCCAUCAGAGAAUUCAUACAGGAGAGAAACCCUAUCAGUGUGUGGAAUGUGGAAAGAGCUUCAGUUCGGGCUCCAAUCUCACUUCCCAUCAGAGAAUUCAUACAGGAGAGAAACCCUAUCAGUGUGUGGAAUGUGGAAAGAGCUUCAGUAGGAGAACCGAUCUCACUUCCCAUCAAAGAAUUCAUGCAGGGCAAAUACUCAAUCAGUGUGCAGAAUGUGGAAAGAGCUUUAGUAAGAGCUCCAAUCUCACUUCCCAUCAGAGAAUUCAUACAGGGGAGAAACCCUAUCAGUGCAUGGAAUGUGCAAAAAGCUUCAGGAGGAGCUCCGAUCUCACUUCCCAUCAGAGAAUUCAUACAGGGGAGAAACCCUAUCAGUGCCUGGAAUGUGGCAAGAGCUUCAGUUGGAGCACCGAUCUCACAUCCCAUCAAAGAAUUCAUACAGGGGAGAAACCCUAUCAGUGUGUGGAAUGUGGAAAGAGCUUCAGUAAGAGCUCCAAUCUCACUAAGCAUCAGAGAAUUCAUACAGGGGAGAAACCCUAUCAGUGUUUGGAAUGUGGAAAGAGCUUCAGGAAGAGCUCCAAUCUCACUUUCCAUCAAAGAAUUCAUAGGGAGAAACCCUAUCAGUGUUUGGAAUGUGGAAAGAGCUUCACUGAAAGCUACAAACUCACUUCCCAUCAGAGAAUUCAUACAGGAGAGAAACCCUAUCAGUGUGUGGAAUGUGGAAAGAGCUUCAGUAGGAGAACCGAUCUCACUUCCCAUCAAAGAAUUCAUACAGGGCAAAUACUCAAUCAGUGUGCAGAAUGUUCAAAGAGCUUCAGUAAGAGCUCCAAUCUCACUUCCCAUCAGAGAAUUCAUAAGGGAGAGAAACCCUAUCAGUGUGUGGAAUGUGGAAAGAGCUUCAGUAGGAGAACCGAUCUCACUUCCCAUCAAAGAAUUCAUACAGGGCAAAUACUCAAUCAGUGUGCAGAAUGUGGAAAGAGCUUCAGUAAGAGCUCCAAUCUCACUUCCCAUCAGAGAAUUCAUACAGGGGAGAAACCCUAUCAGUGCGUGGAAUGUGGAAAGAGCUUCAGGAGGAGCUCCGAUCUCACUUCCCAUCAGAGAACUCAUACAGGGGAGAAACCCUAUCAGUGCCUGGAAUGUGGCAAGAGCUUCAGUUGGAGCUCCGAUCUCACUUCCCAUCAGAGAAUUCAUACAGGGGAGAAACCCUAUCAGUGCCUGGAAUGUGGAAAGAGCUUCAGGAGGAGCUCCGAUCUCACUUCCCAUCAAAGAAUUCAUUCAGAGGUCAGCUUCAUCAGAGCCAUGAACUCACAGUACGUGUGCAAGAUGACGUUGCUUCUGCAAUACGGGAGCCAUUUCAGGAAGAAAGGGUGUGGGCUCAGGAGGAUGGCCCCCCGUAGCACAAUGACAGAGCCCAGUCUCCACCAGCUCAUGGACCUCUUCCUCUCCAUGCUGGCCACAAAGGACCUGGUCAUCAGCACCUCCACCUUGCCCAAGAUACUGGUCAUCCCCAUUUGGUGCUGA